This is a messenger RNA of Panicum hallii, 1066 nucleotides long. Its product is annotated as phosphate metabolism protein 8-like. The record is from RefSeq and is a predicted model, not a curated record. Lineage: Eukaryota; Viridiplantae; Streptophyta; Magnoliopsida; Poales; Poaceae. The transcript has 8 exons. The coding region runs from base 73 to 843 and encodes 256 amino acids.
GUUGUGGCAUCAACCUCUGCAAAGACUUUGUGCUUCUCCUUCAGUUUAGCAUCUAGGCACUAAUCUGUGACGAUGGAAUCGUACACUGCAGGAGCCAAAUUUGAUUGCUUACUAUUUGAUAUUGAUGACACUCUCUAUCCACUGAGCGUAGGACUCAACCAAGCUUGCCGUGACAACAUACAAGGAUACAUGCUGAACAAGCUGCAUAUUGAAGAGAGCCAGGUUCCAAAAAUGUGCCUCGAUUUGUACAAGGAGCAUGGAACCACAAUGGCUGGUCUCAAGGUUUCGGGCUAUGAUUUCGACUACGAUGACUUCCACGGUUGCGUUCAUGGAAGACUGCCGUAUGAGAAGCUGAAGCCUGACCCUGUCCUAAGGCAGCUGCUGAUCUCCCUGCCACAGAGGAAGAUCAUUUUCACCAACUCUGACAAAACCCAUGCGGCUACGGUCCUGAAGAAGCUCGGGCUAGAGGGCUGCUUCGAUGCCAUCAUCUGCUUCGAGACCCUGAACCCGCCAACCGAACAAGACGACAUCGACAGUGGUCGCAGGGGAAUCCUGUGCAAGCCGUCUGUGGAGUCCAUGGAAGCUGUCAUAGAGAUCGCCAAGCUCGAUGCCGAGAGAACGGUGUUCUUCGACGACAGUGCGCGCAACAUUGCCGCAGGGAAGGCGGCCGGCUUCCACACCGUCGUGGUGGGGAGCUCGUCGCUGGUGCCGGGCGCGGACGUGGCACUGGAGAGCAUCCACAACAUCAAGGAGGCGCUGCCGGAGCUGUGGGUGGAGGCCGACGGCGAGCACCUCGACGCGAUGCUCCGUGCUGCCGCCGUGGAGACCACGGUGCUCGCAUGAACGCGUCGUCGUUCACGGGCUUGUGGGGCGCGCGCUUACUCGCUGCCGAGUGAACCUGUCCGUUGUAUGAGUGGACAGUGUCGCCUCGAGUACAGCCAGUAAAAGAGCAGAGAAUAACGGUGUGCGUAGGUGUGGCGUGUGUCGGUGUGUGCUCUCGAUCCAUCGAGGUUGGCGAUGAUGUGUGUCUGAAACUAUGAAUCAAUAAAGGUUAAUCUUUGUGAAA